This is a messenger RNA of Spinacia oleracea (spinach), 1784 nucleotides long. RefSeq lists its product as uncharacterized. The coding region runs from base 498 to 1289 and encodes 263 amino acids. Gene Ontology annotation, biological process: root development; shoot system development. The record is from RefSeq and is a predicted model, not a curated record. The transcript has a single exon. Lineage: Eukaryota; Viridiplantae; Streptophyta; Magnoliopsida; Caryophyllales; Amaranthaceae.
UCCAUUAUCUUUAACUUAUUUAAAAUUACUUCAAAAUACAUAUUAUUAAUGAUUUGUGGCCAUUUACACUCGUGCGUAGCUGUUUCUUAGGAUAGUGAUGUAUAUAGAUGUAUCGUUUGACAUCGAAUGCCGGAAUUGUAUAUAUAAACUAAUUAAGUUUAACCACAUUGAUCAGCUGUUCAGCUGGGUGGUAGAGAACACAGAACAGACACUUGGAAGAAGUUGUUUUGAAUCUUCAACACAAUGAAUAUAUAAUAUUAAGGGAUAAUUUUAAUCAUCUUAUUGAUUAGUUAGUUGGCAAAUGCGCUAAGAAGAAACAUUGCGAAACAAUCCUAAUGAAGACCAUGUUAUAUCUCAGAGUCUUAAUUAAUUAUAAGAUUCCUUGUCUCUUCUCUUACUUUGGUAUAAAUAGAGGCAAAGAAGAUGAAUAACUCAUCAAAUCAAAACUUCCAUCAUAACAAUUCUUAGCCUUAAAACAAACUUAAAAGAACAUUAAAAUGGCUUCUUACCACACUAGAUCUUUCAGUUUCCCCUCAAACUCUCACCCGGUUGCUGAUCAGUUGGAUGAACAAUUGAGCAGAUUGAGGUCAUCUCAAGCUGCCUCUACUUCAUCCCUAACCAACAAACUUAACGGCCUGAAUGAUUUAUACAAGUGUGUUGAAGAAUUUCUUCAACUGCCCCAUAAUCAGAAAACCGUAUCUCAAUCUCAAGGAGAAAGUUCAGUUGAGCAAGUGUUAGAUGGAUCUUUAAGGCUCCUUGACAUUUGUGCCACAUCUCGGGAUGUCUUGGCACUGUCAAAGGAACGGCUCCAAGAUAUACAAUCAGUUCUUCGAAGAAGGUGUAAUGGUGAACUUGACAUUACUAAUGAAGUUGCUGAAUACCUAAAAACACGAAAAUCGUCCAAGAAGAUAAUCAAGAAGUGCUUGAAAGAUAUCAUUGCAGUUGACAAAACUAAUGAGUCUAUUGUCAUAUCAAGCACGCUUAAAGAUGUGCAAGCAUUGACAGUUGAUGUCUUCAAGUCCUUGUUGUCUUACAUCGGUGGAUCACAGAAAAGUAGCUGGUCUUUCUCAAAACUUGUUCACCAAGGAUCUGAGAAGGAAGCAGCAGCAUCCAUCAGCGAAUUUGAUGCUGUUGAUGCUAGUCUCAGCCAGAAAAAGAACGUAAAUAUUGACAUGUCACAAUUGGUCAAAUUGGAAUCCGAAGUCCAAGAAAUUGAUGAAGUGUUGGAAAGCUUGUUUAGGCAUCUGAUUAAGACCAGAUCAACUCUUCUCAAUGUCCUUAGUAACUAGCUAGAUCAGAAAUUCAUUCCUGUACAAAAUUUUUGAUACGUGAAUAUACAAAUGAAUAUACUACAGUUAUCUCUAAUAUUAUUUGUGUUCAUGAAGUUGAAUUUUUUCAAUUAUACCAACGUUAUUUGACUUUUGCAACCUGAAUAAACAAAGGGUAAAAAAUCUGACAGUAUAAAAUUCAUAAAUUCUGAGGUAAAUAAGCAAUUAGAUAGUAUACCCAGCAAAUUUAUUUCUGUUUUCCCUUGCAAGCAAUUAUCUGUUUCCAGUAUGAAAUAGUAGGUAAAAGAAGUUUCCCCCUUAUGGAAUUAUAAAUAUAAUUAUUCUCCUUAUUAAAGAUUUUGAUGAAAUGAAAGUUGAUUAUCAGAAUGAAUCCAUGUGAAGAUAUUCGUUGAAUCCUCUGAUGAAUUCAUAGCUAAUUUAGCUGUUAAUAUUCUAUUUGUCUGCAGGAGCUCUUGAAAAUUUGAUAGGGUGGGCGUGCAAGAUAUUACAUGGUCU